This is a messenger RNA of Spinacia oleracea (spinach), 894 nucleotides long. RefSeq lists its product as uncharacterized. Gene Ontology annotation, cellular component: post-mRNA release spliceosomal complex; U2-type spliceosomal complex. The coding region runs from base 150 to 611 and encodes 153 amino acids. NCBI's taxonomy places the organism in Eukaryota, Viridiplantae, Streptophyta, Magnoliopsida, Caryophyllales, Amaranthaceae. The record is from RefSeq and is a predicted model, not a curated record. The transcript is spliced from 5 exons.
CCCACCCCCACCCCUAAGCACAGACGCACAGUCCUCACCCAAGAGCAAAACUGUGCGUUCGGUGUUCUUCUUCUUCCGGAAAAUUCUGUAUUUCAGAAUUUAAAGAUCAAACCCUAAUUAUAGAAAUUCCUCCUAAGAAGCACGCUUCAAUGGCGGCGGAAGAAGAAUCAAUUGAACAAGCAGCAGCAGAGAGGAGAGAGAGACUAAGAGCUCUAAGAGCAGCUCAAGAGCUUUUUGAAACUCCAGACGAGGAUUCUUCUCAACCCAAAAACAACUCCGAGGAUGGCGAUGCUGAUAACAAUGGAGAUAGUGGUCUGAACUUGAAAUUCCGGAAUUACCUUCCUCAUGACAAACAACUACAAGAAGGUAAACUUGCAGCACCAGAACUACCAAAAUUUGAGGAUCCUGUUGCUGCAGCUCCUCCACCUGAAGAAAAAGAGGAUCCUUUUCUGAACAUUGCACCAAAGAAACCCAAUUGGGACCUCAGGAGGGAUGUGCAGAAGAAGCUAGAUAAACUGGAAAAGAGGACACAGAAGGCAUUGCAUAAGCUGAUGUUGGAACACGAAAAACAGAGGCAAUUGGAGGAUGGAAGCAUAGCUGCUGAAGAAUGAAAGAAGUAUUUCAGCAGCCUAAUCGACAUCUGUUCUUUCGAUUUUUAGCAGCAUCACUGAGUAGUAACAUAGAAGAAAUAUUUAGAAGCAUAGCCAUUAAGUUGGUGUACUGUUUAGUGAAGUAUGAUCAUCUAUUGAUUUGAUGUGACAUAAACUGCUUAUUUGAAACACUUCUUUAGGCGAAAGAAUUGUUGUAAAAGAUUGUUCAUGUGUGUCACCUAAUUCUCAAUGACUUGUAAAUUAUAAACGCGUUUUCAAAGCCACAAUAUCGCCUAUUGGCUUA